GUUUUUUUCUACUUAUAAUUUUUGUUUUUUACUUUGUUCUGCCUCAAAAAGAUAUAAAAUAUUCGGAAAAAAGUGAAAUUUGUAUAGAAACAAGUCUGAUAAAAAUCCAAUUUAACUUCUAACAACUCUAAGUGAAUAUAUAACACACAGAAAAUGAGUGAUUUUUUUAAAUCUGCUAUGGGUUAUUUCAAUAACCCAACAUCAUCAAUCAGUACAUCUAAUCCGAAUAGUGGUGGCUCCUCGAACAGUGGAGCCGUAAAUGCCAACACAUACAAAAGUUCAACAACAGCAGCGAUACAAGACAAUGAAUUUUGUGGCCAAAUCGUGGAGAUAAAUGGUCAUAAGUUACGCAUUAAAAGAGUUAUAGCCGAAGGCGGCUUUGCAUUCGUAUAUGUGGCUGAAGAUAUACAAACGGGCAAAGAAUACGCCCUUAAACGUCUUAUCGGGGCUGAUAAAAAAGCAUGUCAGUCUAUCAUUAAUGAAAUAAAUACACACAAACAGUUAACAGGUCAUCCAAAUAUUGUGGGUUUUGUUUCUGCCACAUUUAUUGAUAAAACUAAUGGACCGCAACAGAGGGCCGAAUAUUUGCUCUUAACUGAAUUGUGUAUAGGUGGCUCUUUAAUCGAUUGUUUGGGUUCUAAUUUGGAUCCACCCUUAAUAUUGAGAAUAUUUUAUCAGGCCACCAAAGCAGUGGCUCAUAUGCAUGCACAAGUUCCAGCCAUUGUGCAUAGAGAUAUAAAAAUUGAAAACUACUUGUUGGGAGACGAUAAAAAAUUAAAAUUGUGCGACUUUGGUUCAGCCACUACCGAAAUUUUUUCACCCACAUUAGAUUGGAAUGCCCAGCAACGUAAUUCUUUAGAAGAUCAGUUGAGCAGUGUUACAACUCCCAUGUAUCGUGCACCUGAAAUGCUUGAUACUUGGUCUAAUUAUGAGGUGGGCCUAAAAGUAGAUGUCUGGUCUUUGGGUUGUAUUUUAUAUGUUUUAUGCUUUCAAAAACAUCCAUUUGAGGAUUCUGCAAAGUUGCGUAUUGUUAAUGGCAAUUUUAUAAUACCAACUGAUUCAAGAUUUAGUUGUUUUCAUGAUGUUAUUAAAGGUUGCUUAAUGGUUAAUCCCGCUCAGCGUUUUAAUGUUUCUACGAUUUUGGAUCGUUUGGCUGCCAUAGCGGAAACUAUGAAUUGGUCUUUAAAGGGACCUUUAGAUUUGGCUGGCAAACCAAUUAUUACUACCACACCAGAACACUCAUAUGCACCAAUUAAUCCACCUUCGGCUGCAAUGUCCACUAAUCCGCGUACAACCGCUGGUAAUUCUACAUUUUAUGAUGAUCCAUCUUCAACCACCACCAAUCGUUCGCAAUCACAUUCGCCUCAUUCUCAUGCUACUUCUGCUUCCACUCAAAGUUCCUCAGCAAAUGCUUCGGCUGCUAAUGGUAGUUUAUUCUCAUCAUUGCGAGGUGGAGCUGGUAGUUUUUUGAAAAAUCUUAAAGAUACUUCCUCAAAAGUAAUGCAAACCAUGCAACAAUCAAUAGCUCGUACAGAUUUAGACAUCAGUUAUAUCACAUCACGCGUGUUAGUUAUGCCCUGUCCGUCGGAGGGUUUCGAGUCGGCCUAUAAAACAAACAAUAUUGAAGAUGUGCGUUUGUCGAUAGAGAGUCGCUUCCCACCACAAAAAGUUAGUGUCUAUAAUUUUGGGCCUCGUUCCUGCCCACGCUUGUCUCCGCCUGUGCGCACUGUAGAGGCCGGUAGCAUAUAUGGUUGUUCGUUGGCAAGGGCACCAAAUUUACAGGGUCUCUUCUCUGUGGCUGAGGAUAUGUAUGGUUUUCUAACAGCUGAUCCCAAAUCUAUUGUCAUUAUACAGACAGGAGACGCUGGUGGUUGUACAGCUGCUACUCUGGUAUGCGCACUAUUAAUGUAUUCCGAUCUCAUAUUGGAGCCAGAAGAUGCUGUACAAGUUUUUGCCGUCAAAAGGCAUCCGGUUAAUUUAAGACCUUCCGAAUUCCGUUGUCUCUACUAUUUGGGUGAUAUACUACGUCCCACUCCCCUACUGCCGCAUUAUAAAAAUAUUAAUUUGGUAUCAAUCAGUUGUCAACCAGUACCUCGCAUGACAAAAACCAGAGAUGGUUGUCGCAUGUAUAUGGAAGUCUACAACAAUGAACGUCUGCUAAUGUCAACCAUGCAGGAUUAUGAAAAAAUGCGUUUAUACAUGGCUGGACCAGGAAAAAUCACAUUACCCAUUAACUUAACUGUUUGUGGAGAUCUUGUCGUGAUUUUGUAUCAUGCUCGCAAGGGAAUGGUUCGGCCUCAGGGUGUAAAAAUUUGUCAAUUUCAAUUGCAUACUGGUUUCAUACCAGAACCGGAGACAUUAAUUACUUUCUGCACCCAAGAUUUGGAUGAUUUGCCAGAUCCUGAAUGUGUACCAGCUAACUUUACCGUGUCUUUGUCGUUGUCAGUUACCGAACUGGAGACACCACCUGGUCGUAAUCCACCUUGGAUGCCCACAAAACCCAGACGUAAUGCUUUUAACUUAUUUAGUUCUCAAUUGGAAUAUGAAGAAAUGAUUGAUAAUUUUGUGGCCAAACCCACUUCCAAUGCAUCUCCAGCUCCUCUAAGGCAAGCGCCCGCUGUACCACAACCACUGGCAAAAGACAAGCCCACAACUCCCCCACUCAUGCCAGAUAUAACGGAAAUGGCAACCGAAGCUUUUCAUAUACCACCAGAACCGACUCCCCCCAUUGAUUUGUUAAACUUAAACCAACCUUCGAGUCAACAGCAACCAUCCCAUGAUCCACAGGCGUCUGCAAUGCCCACAACCGAUGCUAGUUUCGAUUUGUUGGGUGCUUUUGGUGAUGAUGAUUCUUCGGGUAUUGGCACAGCACCCAUACCCGAUAUUCUGGCCAAUAAUGCACAACCAAAGUCUGCUGCUGAUUUAGAUGAUAUCUUUGGUCCAUUGAAUUCCAAUACAACGCCUUCCUUUAAUUUAGAUUUUAAUGCAUUUGCCACGCCGACACCUCAAGCCACACCAUUUUCAAACACAAAAGUCACAACGGGUGCUUCAACUUCGACUUCGUUUGGUGCGCUGCCCACAUUUACAACACAAACAGCUAGUAAAGAACCUUCGCCGCAACAGUCCAAAGACCCCUUUGCUGAUAUUGCCAAUUUAGCCACAGGUUUAAAUAUAAACUUUACUCCAAAUCCAACAUUAGGCGGCAAGUCAGCCGGCCACACGCCAGUUGGCAGCAGUCCGUUUACCACACAAUUUUCAAGUCCGACGCAUAAUCAGACUGCAACUAACAAUAUGCGUGUUCCUCCAGCACCAACACAUACUUCAAAUACAACGUCUCCAAAUCACAUGAAAUCUCCAAAUAAUUCAUCAACAUUUGGCAUGCCUUUCACUGCAACACAAAACUCUACACCAUUUGCUGGUACAGCAACAACUGGACCAGCAAAUGCAACUAAUACAACGCAAAAUCGUCCUGAUUACAGUCGUUCCCACUUUGAGCCACCCAAGGGGGCAUCAUUUUCCAAUACACAACAACAAGGAAAAAGUUCGGAUAUAUUUGCUGAUAUUUUGGGAGAACAAGGCUAUAAGUUCACCAGCAAAGGCAAUCAAGGACCACGGUCCAUAAAUGAAAUGCGCAAAGAGGAUUUAAUUAAAGAUAUGGAUCCAAAGAAAGUUAUAAUCAUGGAAUGGACGGAGGGCAAAAAGAAUAAUAUACGUGCUUUAUUAUGUUCUAUGCAUACUGUGCUAUGGUCGGAUGCCAAAUGGUCAAAAUGUGAAAUGUCUCAGUUAAUAACACCAACCGAUGUUAAGAAAGCGUAUAGGAAAGCUUGUCUAGCUGUUCAUCCAGAUAAACACAAUGGUACUGAUAAUGAAGAAAUUGCUAAAAUGAUCUUUAUGGAACUUAAUAACGCUUGGACUGAUUUUGAAAAUGAUGCCACUCAACAGAAUAUGUUCAAUUAAUUAUAUAAAACAACUUUAAAUCAAAUAUUAAAUCUUUAUUUUUUUCAUUUUAAAUAUUAAUAUCGAAACAAACAAAACAAGAAUGUAAUAUACAUACACUCCCCUGAUGAUUAUUCAAAAAAUAUUCUCUGAUAAGUAAAAUAAAAAAUAUAUAUAAAUAUAUUGCUACUAUUAAUGCUUUAAGCUAAUAAUAUUAAACACACUCCUCUUAGGACUUUAUUUACUUAAUUUUUAUAUUAUUGAAAUAUUUUAAUAGAAAAAUAUAAAUUUAUUAAAAAAGAGUUCUUUAUGUAGAUGAAAUUAAACAAACUCAAUAUUCUUACUUUUAAAUUACUUUUUUUAAAAAACUUUCUUCUUUAUGUUAGCAACAAAUGAAAAGAUGUAUGAAAAAGUAUUAAAUAAAUAAAAAUCACAUAAAUAUUUAAAAAUUUAUUUUAAAAUAAAUUAUAAGAAGAAACAUUACAUAGUUAUUAAGUUUUUAUUGUAAAAGAAAUAAAUUGUAGUUAAAUUUUGUAAAAGUUUAACACACAUACAAUUAAAUUAAAAAUACAGAAAAUAUUAAAACAAAUUUACUCAAAAAUAUUCAAAAAGAAACCAAUUUAUUAAUUUUUUUUGUUUACAAAACAUCUACAAUAAAAUUCAUUCCAAAACUAAA
Messenger RNA from Calliphora vicina (urban bluebottle blowfly), 4612 nucleotides. RefSeq names its product cyclin-G-associated kinase (gene aux). The transcript has 9 exons. Gene Ontology annotation, molecular function: protein serine/threonine kinase activity; ATP binding; AP-2 adaptor complex binding. The coding region runs from base 154 to 3957 and encodes 1267 amino acids. Gene Ontology annotation, cellular component: cytoplasm. Lineage: Eukaryota; Metazoa; Arthropoda; Insecta; Diptera; Calliphoridae. Gene Ontology annotation, biological process: protein phosphorylation; positive regulation of Notch signaling pathway; regulation of clathrin-dependent endocytosis. The record is from RefSeq and is a predicted model, not a curated record.